Caenorhabditis angaria is the source of this 680-nucleotide messenger RNA. NCBI's taxonomy places the organism in Eukaryota, Metazoa, Nematoda, Chromadorea, Rhabditida, Rhabditidae. The record is from the annotation of a GenBank genome assembly.
AUGCUGUUUGUUUCAUUGAUCACUCUGUUUUAUUCAACUCAAGUAUUCGCUUCCUACUGUAAAAUGGAAGAUGUAGGUUUAUAUUUAUAACUAAUAAAAAUAACGUUUAUAUGUAUAUACAGACUCUCUUCUCGGUUGGAAAUUACACAUGUCCUGACAAUUAUACGAUGGUAACUCGAAUCAAAGGAUUUUAUUGCUUGAAAGUUGUUGCGAGUACAUUAAAUCAAACCCAAUCCGAACAAUCGUGUAUGCUUGAAAAUUCGACAUUGGCAAGUUUCGAAAAUAUAGAUGAGGUGAAUUUAGUUCUGGAAUUAUCUUUGGUUGCGACAAACAAUGCAAAUGGAUAUUGUUGGAUUGGUGCAACUCGUUUAGCCGCUUGUCAUGGACCUAUAUCUGAUUUCAAUGCUGGAUGUCUUCCAGUAGAAACAAAUACAUUCAGAUGGACCGAUGGUUUUGUAACCGGAACUGAUGCGUUUUCCAACUUCUACCCAGGUCAACCGGAUGGUGGAAGUGGCGUUGCGCAAAAUUGCAUUGGAAUGAUUUCCACAAGUUCUUCAUGGAUAGGAAUGACUCCCGGAAGUUUCGAUGAUACUCAAUGCGGUUCAACUUUGGCUUCUUCUCAUGUUUGCGGGCAACCAGCCCAACAAGUUGCUCUUAAUUGUAGUUCUUCUUGUUGCUGA